CUCGUAACCACCUCGCAACCGCUUGCGACGUUCUGCGCACUCUGCCUCUUAAAUCCGGCGAUCCAUCUCCUUUCCGCGCGAAGAAAUCUCAAGCCAUCCUCCUAACGCACUUUCUGUUCGUCGCAGAGAAGUUCGCGUCAGAUCGUCGACUUCUUGUUGAUUAUGGCGAGAGGCGACAAAGCUCUUGCCGGGCAAAAAGAAGACAUCCCGGGCCAUUUCUUCCCUCCCGAUCCUACCAAAAACCGGACGAUAUACUUCAGAGGCUUAUAUCUCUCCAUCGUCAAGAAGGAAACGGACGGCGUGAAAACACACAUAGACAACGAAACCCCCUCAACCGAAUAUCUCCCCUACGAGAUUCCUGCUGGAUAUACUUGUUAUAUCAGGGGUGCUAGUGUAUAUUUCAAAACUUAGGAGGAUAGCGUCAGGCCUGCGACGAUAGGGGGCUCAAAUAAAACAACGAGUGGGUGCGACGUGCAUACGUCUCUGCAAGGGUAGGCAAGCGAGUUAGGCAAAGGUGUGGGCGGCCCAACGUUGUCGCCUGUCCACGUGCAUACGAGCGUCCUAGCAAUGGCAGUCAUGAUUGGUUCCCAUAACGCCA
Molecule: messenger RNA, 598 nt
Organism: Trematosphaeria pertusa
Lineage: Eukaryota; Fungi; Ascomycota; Dothideomycetes; Pleosporales; Trematosphaeriaceae
Exons: 3
Coding region: 163-411 (82 amino acids)
Source: RefSeq, a predicted model, not a curated record